This is a messenger RNA of Hypanus sabinus (Atlantic stingray), 3225 nucleotides long. It is a transcript of the gene psen2, whose product is annotated as presenilin 2. Bases 266 to 1642 code for a protein of 458 amino acids. Gene Ontology annotation, molecular function: aspartic endopeptidase activity, intramembrane cleaving. Lineage: Eukaryota; Metazoa; Chordata; Chondrichthyes; Myliobatiformes; Dasyatidae. The transcript is spliced from 11 exons. Gene Ontology annotation, biological process: Notch receptor processing; amyloid-beta metabolic process; membrane protein ectodomain proteolysis. The record is from RefSeq and is a predicted model, not a curated record. Gene Ontology annotation, cellular component: dendritic shaft; ciliary rootlet; cell cortex.
AAGGACAUUUCCCAUGAGACGUAGGGCUUGUGGGAAAGCCCUGGUCGCUAUGUUUUGAUGCGAGCAGCUGACUACCGUCGCCCUCCCUGGUCCGGCUUCUUUGCAGUCGAUCGUUUUGCCUGUGGAAUGUCCUCCUCCUGUCUGUAGAUAUUUAGCGACAUCAAAGCACCAACGUUGCUUUUGGCUUCUUCUCUCCCUCCACACUUCUUCCAGCCUUAUCCAGUGCCUGUGAGAUUACUCACUGCUGCCUAUAGAAAGCUUGUUCAUGAUUUCAUCAGACAGUGAAGACGACCAGUACAGCGAGCGAACAGCUCUGAUAUCAGCCAGCGCCUCGACCAUGCCUUCGUACCAGGAGAUGGAUGGGGUGCAUGGCCUCGGCGGCAAGGGAAGGAAUCGGAGCAGAUCCUCUGCCAGUCACCCCACGGAUGGGAGCCAAGGUUCGGGGGCCGGGACCUCAGGCAGAGAGGCGGGCGGAGAAGGUGAGGAGGAAGAGGAGGAGGAGCUGAUCCUGAAGUAUGGAGCCAAGCACGUCAUCAUGCUGUUUGUACCAGUCACUCUGUGCAUGGCCGUGGUGGUGGUGACCAUCAAAUCUGUCAGCUUUUACACAAGGAAGGAUGGCCAGCUAAUUUACACCCCGUUCACAGAAGAUACUGACUCGGUUGGACAGCGUAUUCUCAACUCUAUCCUUAACACUUUGAUCAUGAUCAGUGUUAUUGUCAUAAUGACAAUUCUUCUUGUCUUUCUUUACAAAUAUCGAUGUUACAAGUUUAUUCACGGCUGGUUGAUCCUCUCCUCUCUGCUGUUACUUUUUCUCUUCACCUAUAUAUACCUAGGUGAAGUGUUUAAGACAUACAAUGUGGCCAUGGACUACCCGACCCUGAUCCUCAUAAUUUGGAACUUCGGCGUGGUCGGAAUGAUCUGCAUCCACUGGAAGGGUCCUCUCCAGCUGCAGCAGGCUUACCUCAUCAUGAUCAGUGCACUGAUGGCCCUGGUCUUCAUUAAGUACCUUCCCGAGUGGUCAGCCUGGGUCAUUCUUGGUGCAAUAUCAGUAUAUGAUCUUAUCGCAGUGCUGUGCCCUAAAGGCCCCCUGAGAGUGCUCGUGGAGACGGCCCAGGAGAGGAAUGAACCAAUAUUCCCAGCCUUGAUAUAUUCAUCCACCAUGGUCUGGCUGGUGACGAUGGCAAAGCGAGAUUUGGGCACUGAGGAGCCUCUGAACAACACAUGUAAUUCAGAGAAUUAUCCUGAUGUGGAUGUUGAGGUAAACCACCAAGCUGACCAAGCAUUGGAUGAUGUCACCAGUUUACCCCAGGCCCAGGUCCACGGAGGGCACCAUGCAGCUUCUGGUACAGAGGAACCGGAGGAGGAAAAGGGCGUGAAGCUAGGCUUGGGAGACUUCAUCUUCUACAGCGUCCUUGUGGGCAAGGCUGCGGCAGGCGCCAGCGGGGACUGGAACACAACUUUGGCCUGCUUCAUCGCAAUUCUCAUUGGAUUGUGUCUCACCCUCUUGCUGCUAGCUGUAUUUAAGAAAGCCCUGCCUGCUCUUCCCAUCUCCAUCACCUUCGGCCUGGUGUUCUACUUCUCCACCGACAACCUGGUGCGUCCUUUCAUGGACACUCUUGCCUACCACCAGUUUUAUAUCUAGGAAGCCAAUGACAACUAAAACCUCGCCUUGAGCUGACUGCAAUGUUGGGGAAAUGUUUGCACCAAUGUUACACUGUAGAACUUAAGAAGAGAAACAGAAUAUUUUCAUUUAUGUUUGUUGUAAUUUAAUGAUGAAAGUGAUAAACCAUUGAUUUUGCCAAGCAGAUCGUCAAUUAAGAUGUUUUUGUGGUGUCUUCAUAGAAACAAGUUAUAAAAGCAAGUCUGUUGAUACCUGAAAUGUAUUUAGUUAGUCAUCCUACUGACUAGCCAUCAAGGAUUUGAUGGUAGUGUCCCACAGGAAGCAACUCUUGUCUCAGUGAGGAACUUCAGGUUCUUGAUCCCUUUAAGGCUAAGGGUAGAACUUAAAGGCAGUAUGAAAUGGAGCCAGGGUUAAAUAAGUUAAUUAUUCCAAUGUUCUCAGUUGUUUGAGAAUAAUUGUGUCUCAUCUUCAAAUGAUAUAUUUGUGAACUAUUAAUUAUUGGGGAACUGGUACCCUGUGUUAAAAUGAAGUACCAUCUGUUUUACAUUUUGUUUGGACAUGAAUGAUUCUUGACAAGCUCGUGUAUUUUCUAUUUCUUUAAAAAAAACUUCUGGUGUUGCUGUGAUAAUACGAUCAGAACCAGGCCGAUUUGCACAGAACAGGAAGCACUUUUCGUACAACAAACUGAUUUUUAUGCAACAGUCUUGCCCAAAUAUUUCCUCAGGUUUUUGUAGAAUUUCAGUGAGUAAAAUAGAAUUGUAUGUCCUUUGAUUUGUAUGCUCGUUUUGGAAGAAACGCUUGCCAAACUAUUGUAGAAUUGCAGCCUCUCUGAAAGGUCAAAGUGUAACUGUGAUGCAUUCCCCAGAUUAACCUUAUCGAAACAAUGAUAUUGGUCAAUAAUAUCAAAGCACCUAGACAAUGGCUAGAUACUAGCAUUUAUAAAAUCAUCCCCAUCUCUCCAAAAGAGUGAGGCAAAGGAUGAACAUUCGGUUUAAUUGGCAAACAAGUCAGAAACAGCAGGAUUGUGUUUUGCGCAAAGGUUUGAAAGGGUGGUGGAGGUUGUUCAAAAAUCCUGGAUGAAUCCUUGAGAAAGUGUUACUGGACUCGGAGGAACCAAAGCCAAGUUGUUGAGUUUCAAGCAGCUAGACGGACACCCUGUACCAUUCCAGGGUUUAUGUUCAGAAACCUGGCAACAAACAGAAUUUUAUUGUGCAGUAUCUUUAAAUUGACAUCUUAUCUUUGCAUAGUCACAGGCUGUCUUGACACAUCUUGAGUGGCAGGUUUGAGGGUUCACAGGUUCUAAAAUAUUGACAAAUAGUUGGCUCAGUAUGAAAAUAUUGAGGGCUAUUAAUGAGAAUUCUGUGAUUAUAGUCCCUUCUGCUUGCUUGGGCGUAAAUACUUGGAUGGGGAGUUAAAACAACAUUACCAAACCACUGGGCCACUGUGGAAACACAUAAGAUACUGAAGGGUUUCUUGUGCAAAGACCAGUUAGGAUGUUUGUGAUGGUUUCCAGUAAGAUGUAACUGAAUGAGAUGUCACCUUCACAUCUGAAAAUUAUAAUGAUCUGUGAUUUUUAGCACCAAGUAAAAUUCAUUAUUACAAAA